Messenger RNA from Paramecium tetraurelia, 414 nucleotides. RefSeq lists its product as uncharacterized. The record is from RefSeq and is a predicted model, not a curated record. The transcript has a single exon. NCBI's taxonomy places the organism in Eukaryota, Ciliophora, Oligohymenophorea, Peniculida, Parameciidae.
AUGUCUAGAUUAGAUGAAGUACUUAUGUUCCAUUCAUAAAAAACAUUAAAGUUUUAAGAGAGUGCAAUUUUAUAGGAUGAUAAUUCAUCAAAAAUAAAACUAGAUUUUAAUGAAGAAUUAAAGCAGUCAUAAUUAAGUUACAAUUACAAAGAGCGUCCAUCUGAAAAUUAGAAAUAUGAUAAAGAUAAGAAAUAAAGUAAACAUACAGCAAAUAAUUCACCAUAAACCAAUCAUAAAAGUCACAACAAGGAGAAUAUUGAAGUAGAAUUUAUUACAAAAAAAGAAAAAAGAAUAAACAAUUACAGUUUUAGUGCUUGUUCAAGUAGAUCUCAUAUUAGAGGAAUGUCAAUUAAACCAGCAAAAAAACAAGUUUAUUAAGACAAACAUUCAUCUGUUAAAUAAAGAUGGAAAUGA